This is a messenger RNA of Limulus polyphemus (Atlantic horseshoe crab), 1163 nucleotides long. RefSeq names its product hairy/enhancer-of-split related with YRPW motif protein-like. Gene Ontology annotation, biological process: regulation of transcription by RNA polymerase II; regulation of neurogenesis; anterior/posterior pattern specification. NCBI's taxonomy places the organism in Eukaryota, Metazoa, Arthropoda, Merostomata, Xiphosura, Limulidae. Gene Ontology annotation, molecular function: RNA polymerase II cis-regulatory region sequence-specific DNA binding; DNA-binding transcription factor activity, RNA polymerase II-specific. The record is from RefSeq and is a predicted model, not a curated record. The coding region runs from base 33 to 725 and encodes 230 amino acids. Gene Ontology annotation, cellular component: nucleus. The transcript is spliced from 2 exons.
CAGCGAAGCUUGAGAAGGCAGAAAUUUUACAGAUGACUGUGGAACAUCUGAAACUCCUGCAUGCUAGAGGGGUUGAUCCGUUUUCGCUGGAACCCCACAAGUUGUUUAUGGAUUAUCACAGCGUCGGGUUUCGAGAGUGUGCCUCCGAAGUAGCGCGCUAUCUUGUGGCGAUAGAGGGCUUAGAUCUACAAGACCCAUUGCGGUUGCGCCUCAUGAGUCACCUUCAGUGCUACUCUGCUCAGAGGGACUUGGUCAUAAAAUCUGCUGCUGUCCACAGUCCGUGGAAUACUUCAUCAUCUCUAGCGACCCUUCCUCCGGCACCUCAGUAUCUUUCUCAACCAGUAGCGCCACCUGGUGGGCCUGGUGUUCCAACGUCUUCUUCCAUAAACCGAGAAGCGUCACCUGUAUCUGCUUACUCAUCUAACGAAUUAAGAGUUCCUCACCAGUCUCAUUCAGCCGACAAUAUUUCGUCCUCGUGUCUCCUUCCACCACAUCUGGAACACCAAUUACCUAGAGUACUAUCCAACUCGGCGACUUCUAUAUCUUCCUCCACGAUGCAGCCUUCCAUAAAUUCUAGCAGCUCUUCUCAUCCUCAGAUGCAGACCAAUCAAUACCCCGCGACACAGGUACUUUCAACCAAUGGUUAUGGAUGGUCAAGUGGAUCACCACAGCCAUCAUCUUCCACAAAACCUUACAGACCAUGGGGAGCUGAGUUAGCUUACUGACCAAUGGUUAGAACUGCACCCAUUAAAAAUAAUAAUAAUAAUAAUACAAAUUUUGGAUCAAUAUAGCUAGCGUUCUACAACCUCAUACAAAUGGGUGGAUGUGGGAUAUCUAGAAGCUUCGUGGAAGGGGGAGUUGUUGGCAUAUUCAGAUAAACUUUAGAGUGCGACUUCGCGUCCGAAAGGUACUCGCAGACAGUCCACUAACACUAUGUAAUAAGACAGGUACUGUGUGACUUUAAAUCAGGCGACGAAUUCAGCAGGAGUACUGUGAUUCUGUUCUCGUUCUACAGAUCUCACUGAUGUAUUAAUGCGUUCUUUUUCUUUUCUUUUCUUUUCUUUUGUAUAUAAACAUCACAUGUAGUUUUCCAACAUCAAAACUAUUAAUUUCAACAAUAUAUAUCGAGAAAUUAUUUAUUUUGACAGAAAUAUUGCCUUACG